AUGGUGUCAACCAAGCUUAGCACCCCUCAGACGGGCGAGUAUGAGCAGCCCACUGGACUCUUCAUCAACAAUGAGUUCGUCAAGUCAGUCGAUGGCAAGACGUUCGAUGUCAUCAACCCCACCAACGAGGAAGUCAUCACCUCGGUCUACGAGGCCACCGAGAAGGAUGUCGACAUCGCCGUCGCCGCCGCCCGCAAAGCCUUCAACGGCCCAUGGCGGAGGGAGACCCCAGAGAACCGGGGCAAGCUCCUGGUCAAGCUCGCCGAGCUCUUUGAGGAGAACGCCUCCCUUCUCGCCGCUGUCGAGGCUCUCGACAACGGAAAGGCCUACUCCAUGGCCAUGACCGCCGAUAUCCCUGGCUGCGCUGGUUGCUUGAGGUACUUUGGAGGAUGGGCCGACAAGAUUGAGGGCAAGGUCGUCGACACGGCACCCGAUCACUUCAACUACAUCCGCAAGGAGCCCAUUGGUGUCUGCGGUCAGAUUAUCCCAUGGAACUUCCCCCUCCUCAUGUGGGCAUGGAAGAUUGGCCCUGCCAUUGCUUGCGGUAACACCGUCGUCCUCAAGACGGCCGAGCAAACCCCUCUCUCUGCCCUUGUUGCCUGCACGCUCAUCCAGAAGGCCGGUUUCCCACCGGGUGUCAUCAACGUCAUCUCGGGUUUCGGAAAGGUUGCCGGUGCCGCCAUGUCCUCGCACAUGGACAUUGACAAGAUUGCCUUUACCGGCUCGACUGUGGUCGGUCGCCAGAUCAUGAAGGCUGCUGCUGGAUCCAACCUGAAGAAGGUCACCCUCGAACUGGGUGGCAAGAGCCCCAACAUUGUCUUUGCCGACGCCGACUUGGAUGCGGCCAUCAACUGGGUCAACUUCGGCAUCUACUUCAACCACGGACAGGCUUGCUGUGCCGGUUCUCGUGUCUACGUAGAGGAGAGCAUCUACGACAAGUUCCUCGAGCGAUUCAGGGAACGCGCUGCACAGAACACUGUCGGUGACCCCUUCCACAAGGACACCUUCCAGGGACCCCAGGUAUCGCAACUUCAAUUCGACCGCAUCAUGGGCUAUAUUGAGGAAGGCAAGAAGUCUGGCGCCACGCUCGUGACGGGCGGCAAGCGCAAGGGCGACAAGGGCUACUUCAUCGAGCCCACCAUCUUCUCCAACGUGACGGAAGACAUGAAGAUUCAACAAGAAGAAAUCUUUGGCCCCGUCUGCACAGUCUCCAAGUUCAAGACCAAGGCCGAGGUGGUCCAGAUUGGAAACAACAGCACGUACGGACUGGCUGCCGCCGUGCACACCAACAACCUCAACACGGCCAUUGAGGUUGCCAAUGCACUCCGUGCCGGAACGGUGUGGGUCAACACGUACAACACGCUUCACUGGCAAUUGCCAUUCGGUGGCUACAAGGAGUCUGGUAUCGGCCGCGAGUUGGGCGAGGCGGCGCUGGACGGCUACUUGCAGACCAAGACUGUGUCGAUUCGCCUGGGCGAUGUUCUGUUUGGUUAA
Messenger RNA from Plenodomus lingam JN3, 1494 nucleotides. RefSeq names its product Aldehyde dehydrogenase (gene ALTA10). Lineage: Eukaryota; Fungi; Ascomycota; Dothideomycetes; Pleosporales; Leptosphaeriaceae. The record is from RefSeq and is a predicted model, not a curated record. Gene Ontology annotation, molecular function: aldehyde dehydrogenase (NAD+) activity.